AGAUUGCUUCUUUUGUUUGACAAAGAUCAGAUCUCUUCAUCUCCUUCUUUCCACUCUCUCUUUCUUUCUUCUCAUAAACAAAAUAAAAAAAUCGACAGUCACUUACUCUAGUGAAAUUCUCAUCAAAAAUUUUGUUGUUAGAUUACCUCCACGCAAAAUCAGCGCUAGUGGCGUCGAGAGAGGAUAAAGAAGCAGCACGCAGCCACCGACACACAGAGAUUUUGGAGUUCUUAGCUGAAGUUUGAGGCCAUUUUUUGCAUUAAACAUUAUCCAAGUCAAAGUUGAAUCUCACUCUCCAGUUGCUUGUAUUCUCCCUCCUCCCUAUUCAUGGACAUCAAUGCUGAUUCCUUUAUCUCUGACAAAUCGGCGAAGAUCUUUGUAGCAGGCCAUCGAGGGUUAGUGGGAUCUGCCAUAGUUCGUAAGCUCCAAUCCCUUGGAUUCUCCAACCUCAUUCUCCGAACCCAUUCUGAACUCGAUCUCACCAUCCAAUCAGCCGUUGAUUCCUUUUUCGCUUCUGUGAAGCCUAAAUUUGUGAUCCUUGCUGCCGCAAAAGUUGGGGGUAUCCAUGCUAAUAAUACCUACCCUGCUGAUUUCAUCGUCAUUAACCUCCAGAUUCAAACUAAUGUUAUUCAUUCGUCCUUUAACCAUGGUGUUCAAAAGCUCCUCUUUCUUGGCUCCUCCUGCAUUUACCCUAAGUUUGCCCCUCAACCAAUCCCUGAAUCUGCUCUUUUAACUGGUCCUUUGGAGCCCACCAAUGAGUGGUAUGCCAUUGCUAAAAUAGCUGGAAUCAAAAUGUGCCAAGCUUAUCGCAUUCAACAUAAUUGGGAUGCAAUUUCUGGGAUGCCUACCAAUUUGUACGGCACCAAUGACAAUUUUCAUCCUGAGAAUUCCCAUGUUUUGCCUGCCUUGAUGCGGAGGUUCCACGAGGCGAAGGUAAGGAGGGAUAAAGAGGUUGUUGUGUGGGGGAGUGGGUCUCCUUUGAGGGAGUUCUUGCAUGUCGAUGAUCUUGCCGAUGCUGUGGUGUUUAUGAUGGAUAAGUAUAGUGGGUUGAGCCACUUGAAUGUUGGUAGUGGCAAGGAGGUGAGUAUUAAGGAGUUGGCUGAGCUUGUGAAGGAGGUAGUUGGGUUUGAAGGGGAACUUGUUUGGGAUAAGACUAAGCCUGAUGGCACCCCAAGGAAGCUUAUGGACAGCUCUAAGUUGAUGGAAUUGGGUUGGGAACCAAAAAUUUCACUUAAAGACGGUCUUGUAGAUACCUAUAAAUGGUACAUGGAGAAUUAUGCUGCCAAGCAAUGAGUGCUUGCGUACUCAGGUAGGAAAUACUCGGAAAACCGAAAGAUAAAGGCUAUGCACUCACAGUGUUUGUUGCUGUAUUCCUGCUAUCCGAACUUAUCAAUUGAUCGUCUUCAUAGGGAACGUGCAAUGUGAUGGCAGAUGGGGUGCCCCCAUGAGCCAACAUUUGGCCCUGUUAGUCUUUUCUUAUCAUGUAAAGGUUCUGCCUGCAUGAGGUGGUUGUUACUUUCUAGAAGGUAGUUGUUUUUCAACCUCAAUCUGAAGGUUCAGCUUCAAGGAGGUGGGAUUGUUGUGUUCAUGAAUAUUUUAUACUCCAUCUUUCCUGUAUAAGUCCUUACAAAUCAAGAAGUCACUAUUAUUCUACGAUUAUAUCUAUUGUAAUAGUUUUUCUUUCUCAUC
Beta vulgaris subsp. vulgaris (sugar beet) is the source of this 1689-nucleotide messenger RNA. Its product is annotated as putative GDP-L-fucose synthase 2. The record is from RefSeq and is a predicted model, not a curated record. Gene Ontology annotation, molecular function: GDP-L-fucose synthase activity. The transcript is spliced from 5 exons. Gene Ontology annotation, biological process: nucleotide-sugar biosynthetic process. Bases 328 to 1293 code for a protein of 321 amino acids. NCBI's taxonomy places the organism in Eukaryota, Viridiplantae, Streptophyta, Magnoliopsida, Caryophyllales, Amaranthaceae.